Molecule: messenger RNA, 2315 nt
Organism: Thlaspi arvense
Lineage: Eukaryota; Viridiplantae; Streptophyta; Magnoliopsida; Brassicales; Brassicaceae
Source: the annotation of a GenBank genome assembly
GUGAUCGUGAUGUCUCCUUCCUUGCUCGUCUUCGCUGUGUAACUUUCCUUCUUCUUCUUUAUCCCGGUUUUAGUUGAUUUUCAAGCGGGAGAGGAGGAGAAAGAGAUGUCAAACCAUCCGAAGAUCUCAUGUGUAUCUUCGGCGCAUCAGAAUCUGGUGGAGAAGCUAAUGGAACUCCAGGAGAGGUUCGGCCAUCUUCAGGCUGCUAGGAAGGAAGGGCGGUUCAGCGAUCAUGCAAUGUUGGAAGCCCAAAUCUCUCAGAAUCUCCGUGAGUGGCAAGCAGAACUCAGUGCUCCUUCCCCAGAAUCUUCUCUUCUGGGUGGAAGUAUUAGCCAGUUCUCUGAGGAGAUUGCCCGUUUGUUGAAACUAAACGACGAAGAGGAUGAUGCAACUAGUUCGUUAAAGGAACACGCUGCACCGAAUCCCUGUGGUUUUGCUCAAAGCUCCUGCCCCUUGGAAUGGACACCUGAGCCUUUCAUUCAAAGUCCUUCUAACGUUGAUUUCUCCAGUGGUUUUGGGGAUGAUGUUAAUAACAACGCAACACAUGACCAGCUACUCAACUUUUCAUUCGAAGACUUCGAUCCAAGCAUUAACACUGCUACUGACUUCCAUGACCAAAAGCUUAGCGAACUGGAUAUAACUUCUCAGUUGGAUUACCAUCUCUCAGAAGUGCGCCAGGAAUUGAGCAACAGCCCUUCCGUUAAGCUUGAUGUUCCUGGGGAGUCUGAAACUUAUGCUGAGUUUACUACUCCACCAAGUGUCCGUGUGCUUCCUUCUGCGUUUUUGGGACCAAAGUGUGCACUAUGGGACUGCACAAGGCCUGCUCACGGCUCUGACUGGUUCCAGGACUACUGCCAUGAGCACCAUGCGAAUCUAGCUCUUAAUGAAGGUUCCCCUGGCGCAGCGCCUGUUUUAAGACCUGGGGGCAUUAGUUUGAAAGAUAAUCUGUUGAUUGAUGCUCUUCGUGCAAAGACUCUGGGUAAGAAUGUUGGCAUCCCAGCGUGUGAAGGAGCUGUUAACACAAAAUGCCCGUGGAACGCAGCAGAGCUAUUUCAUCUUGAGCUGCUUGAAGGCGAAACGAUUAGAGAAUGGCUCUUCUUCGACAAACCUAGAAGAGCGUAUGACAGCGGAAACCGAAAGCAAAGAUCACUUCCAGAUUACAGUGGACGAGGCUGGCAUGAAUCAAGAAAACAGCUGAUGAAAGAACAAGAAGGCCAGAAGAGAUCCUACUAUAUGGACCCACAACCUCCUGGUCCCUUCGAGUGGCAUCUGUUUGAAUACCAGAUCAAUGAGUCUGAUGGGUGUGCGUUAUAUCGACUUGAGCUCAAAGUAACGAACGGAAAGAAGAGUCCGAAGGGAAAGGUUGCAAAAGAUCCUCUAGCUGAUCUGCAGAAGAAGAUGGAGAAGAUGGGACAGUUGACACCUGACUUGGCUUCAGACAAGGCCUCUCCUCCAACCAAAGGUCGUACAAAGGCUUCCAAAGGAACCACUGACUUAUGGCGUGAUGCUUGGGAGUUGAUAGUCAUUUUUUAUAUGUACGGAGUGAGCAGCUCUGUUCUUUUGGUCAGAGCUAAACCAACGUUGGAGCAGCUUCAGGCCCAUUUCUUCUUCUUCUGUCCUUCUCACAGAUUCAACGGGCUUGUUUUCUUCACUUGGAGCCCACUUCGUUUUGCUUCAUUAAACUCUGCGUUUUUUACUUUGGCAUCCAAACAUAAAAAAACAGCAAACAUGUCUAUAAACGAGAUUAGGCUAUUGCACUGCGUGUCGUCUUUAUUAUUCGCCGUCGCCGUCGCCGCCGUCAGUUCGACCCCUCCCCUCGUCGGUGUUCAUCCAUUAGAUGAAAAGUAUUUCGACUCAGAGAUUAUCAGAUGCAAAGAUGGCUCCAAAUCAUUCCCUAGAGACCGUCUGAACGACAACUUUUGCGAUUGUCUCGACGGCACCGAUGAACCUGGAACUUCGGCUUGUCCAAAUGGAAGAUUUUACUGCAGGAACAUAGGAAGUUCUCCAAAGUUUGUUUAUUCUUCUCGUGUAAACGAUCGAAUCUGUGGUUUGAAGCUUUUCUACGCCCUUCAGCUGGUUUUGAUUGGUUUCUUGGUGAUCUUAUGGUUUCUUAGGCGUCGUGCUCGGUCUAAGAGGAGAGGCUAUGUUCUGAAGAAUGUACAUCCCAAUAUGUCAGCUAGCUAAACUCUUAGGAACUCUUUGAUUUUAGUUUCUUGAAGCUUUUACUUAGAAACUGAUUGUUAAAAUCAUCUGUGUCGUGUGUUAUGAGUAGCUUAAAAGUGUAUCAAUAUUAUCUUUUGCACAAUGUCUCCUUA